This is a messenger RNA of Rhincodon typus (whale shark), 2637 nucleotides long. RefSeq names its product TAF5 RNA polymerase II, TATA box binding protein (TBP)-associated factor (gene taf5). The record is from RefSeq and is a predicted model, not a curated record. Lineage: Eukaryota; Metazoa; Chordata; Chondrichthyes; Orectolobiformes; Rhincodontidae. The transcript is spliced from 10 exons. The coding region runs from base 1 to 2376 and encodes 791 amino acids. Gene Ontology annotation, biological process: transcription initiation at RNA polymerase II promoter. Gene Ontology annotation, molecular function: RNA polymerase II general transcription initiation factor activity; protein binding. Gene Ontology annotation, cellular component: transcription factor TFIID complex.
AUGGCGGCGGUGUCAGAGCCGGUGGCAGCGCAAAGUGAGGCCCCGGCCCCGGCCCCAACCCCCGCCCCCGCCCCAAUCCCGACCCCAACCCCAACCCCAACCCCAGCCCCAACCCCAACCCCAACCCCGACUCCAACUCCAGCCCCGACCCCAGCCCCAGCCACAGCCCCAACUCCGGGCGCAGGCCCUGCUCCCUCCUCUUCCCCAGUCCCAGCCCCAGUCCCGACACCUUCUCCCGCUCCUUCUCCGUCCCCCACUCCCUCUCCCACCCUGAUCCCCAAGCUGGAGCCUAGUGAAAGCCCGGCCGAAAACCAUAAGCCUGGCCCGGCCGCAGGCCCAGCUACAGCUCCGUGCCCCGCGACUGCUGUAGGCCCGGCUCCAGGUCCAGGACCAGAGCUGCCCGACAAGCAGACACUGCUGGCUGUGCUGCAGUUUCUGAAGAAGAACCACUUCAAAGAGGCCGAAGAGAUCCUCAGGAAGGAGGCCAACCUGCAGGAGAGCCUGGACGAGUCGCUGCUGAGGACGGCUGGCCACAGGGGUUCGGACUCGGUUCAUCAGCCCGAUGUCAGCUCGGUCCUUUCGGCCUACAGCAAUGAGGGAGACCCGAGCCUGUACGAGGAAUACUACACUGGCCUCAAGGGCUUCAUCGAGACGGCGCUGGACGCCUUCAAAGCCGAGCUGUCCACUCUCCUGUACCCGGUCUUCGUGCAUCUUUACCUGGAGCUGGUUUACAAUGAGCAUGAGAGGGAAGCUCGGCAUUUCUUCCACAAGUAUCAUGGGGAUCAGGAAGGUUAUUACCAUGAUGACCUGCGAGUGUUAGCUGGCCUGUCAAAGAAGGAACACAUGCAGGGGAACGAGACAGUGCUCGAUUUUCGGACCAGUAAGUUUGUGUUACGGAUUUCACGGGAUUCGUACCAGUGUCUGAAGCGUCACUUACAGGAGAGGCAUAAUAACCAGAUCUGGAACAUCGUGCAGGAGCAGCUGUUCAUUGAUGUAUUUGAUGGGAUGCCGAGGAGCAAGCAGCAGAUCGAGGUGACUUCUGGGGGAAUGGCUGGAGAAGCAAAGAGGGAGGCAAAUAAAACCAAGGUAUUCUUUGGGUUGUUGAAGGAACCAGAGAUUGAGCUUCCACUUGACGAUGAAGACGAGGAAGGAGAGAACGAGGAGGGGAAACCAAAGAAGAAAAAACCAAAGAAAGAUAGCCUGGGUGCAAAGAGCAAGAAGCAGGACCCCAAUGCCCCACCUCAGAACAGAAUUCCACUUCCUGAACUAAAAGAUUCUGACAAACUGGACAAGAUAAUGAUAAUGAAAGAAGCCACAAAGCGGGUGAAGCUGGGGCCGGACUGCCUGCCCUCCAUAUGCUUUUACACGUUUCUGAAUGCUUAUCAGGGACUCACUGCAGUUGACUUCACAGAUGAUUCUAGUCUGAUCGCAGGAGGAUUUGCUGAUUCCACUGUCAGAGUGUGGAGUGUCACACCGAAGAAGCUGCGCAGUGUCAAAGGGGCUACAGAUCUCAGUUUAAUUGAUAAAGAGUCAGACGAUGUGCUGGAGCGAAUAAUGGACGAGAAGACUGCCUGUGAGUUUAAAAUGCUACUGGGACAUGGGGGCCCAGUUUAUGGGACAAGUUUCAGUCCCGACAGGAACUACCUGCUGUCCAGUUCCGAGGAUGGCACAGUGAGACUCUGGAGUCUGCAAACCUUCACCUGCCUUGUGGGCUACAAAGGACAUAAUUAUCCAGUAUGGGAUACACAGUUUUCUCCAUAUGGCUACUACUUCAUUUCAGGGGGUCAUGAUCGAGUGGCACGGCUUUGGGUGACUGACCAUUAUCAGCCACUGCGAAUAUUCUCUGGUCACCUGUCUGAUGUCACCUGCACGAGAUUUCAUCCCAACUCAAAUUAUGUAGUGACAGGAUCUGCAGACAGGACCAUCCGACUGUGGGACGUUCUAAAUGGCAACUGUGUUCGAAUCCUCACUGGACACAAGGGACCGAUCCACUCAUUGGUGUUCUCUCCAAACGGUAGAUACCUGGCCUCUGGGGCUACAGAUGGCCGGAUUCUGCUAUGGGAUAUCGGGCAUGGGUUACUUGUAGGCGAGUUGAAAGGUCACACUGAUACGAUCUACGCACUGAAGUUCAGCCGAGAUGGGGAGAUUCUAGCCUCUGGUUCAAUGGAUAAUACAGUGAAAAUGUGGGACACAGUCAAAGCCUUUGAGGAUCUGGAAACAGAUGAUUUCAGUACUGCCACUGGGCAUAUUAACUUGCCUGACAACUCACAAGAGCUGUUACUUGGCUCCUAUAUGACUAAAUCCACCCCAGUCAUUGGCCUGCACUUCACUCGCCGUAACCUCCUACUGGCUGCAGGGGCAUACAACCCACAGUGACGGCAAAACCCCAACUCUUGCUCAGUCUUUUCCCAUCCUCAUUCUCUGGUCCCCACCAGCGCUGCCAAAAUGGAUGGAGGAUGUAGAUAUUUUCACAGUAUCUGUGAAAUUCUCUUGUAUUCCCUUCCCACCCAAAAUCCCUCUGAACCCCAUAGCCAUUUACGACAUAUUGUCGUGCAGGAACAUUUUGCAUUACAUUGAAUGAAUGGUGUUACUUUUUUUAAAGUCUUAAUGAAGUUUGCAAUAAAAUACUGAAAUCAA